GCGUGUUAGGGCCCGUUCGUGACGUGUUUCGGCAUUUGCGUUAUUGUUGGUCCGUGGAAAAAUUUCUAUUGUCGAAAUGCUUUCGCGCUGAAAAACCAUUGUAUAUCUCCAUCACGUUGCCGCGGUGCACGUGACUUUUGGACGACGGCGGCGGUGGCGGUGGUUGUAGGUCCUUCUUUUCUCCUAGCUACCGGCAAGCCCGUCCUCAAGCUUACGAUACGAUAUCUCUUGCGCAGACUACGACGACGUGUGGAGGGCGCGAUGUUCAGACUUGCCUCCGCACUUUGUCAUUAGACACACACAUGUCUAUUGAUAAUUUAUUCGUUGGGUUCUUCAUUGAACAACUGUAAAAUUAAGCUAAAAAGGGCAGGUAAUAUGUAUCGACGACACGAGUCGCUCAUCAGUCAGGUGACCAAAACGGCAGAUGACGUGCCUAUGAUCGUGACUAGAUUGGCGAGCACGGAAAAGAAUGACAUUGAUUACUAUCCAUUUUCACAAGUACUGCGAAUACGUGUUCUACAGAUCGUUUGUGGUAUACUUGCAGUCGUCAUGGGCAGCGUAGCUUGCAUAGAAGAGAAAGGUUCAUUUGGCAACCUCGGGCUGGGCAUACCGACCGGACUCAGUACCGUACUCGCUGCAGCGUUCAGCAUCCACACCAGCCGUCUGUUCAGCGGAUACCGGGACACGCUGAUGUCGUCUUCCGGUCAUCCGAGAGUCUCUGUGCUCCGCCUUUUGGGGCCCACCACGCAAUCGGCAAUCGCCGUCGGUAUUUUCUGGCUGCUCGCCCUCACACUGAACGCGGUCUUGUUCACGCGGGCCGGACGUACGCUGUUCAACCACGACAAUUCGACCAGCUCUAACCCGACGUUGUUUUGGAUGGCUAUCGUUCAUUUGAUACUGACGUCUCUCAUCCUGUUCGCGGUGGGAGCGAUCGCUUGGCUGGACUGCCAUCACGACCCAGACUGACAAGAGCUGUACACGGGCCAUCGUCCCGCCGAGCUACCGAUGACGUCGUCUCGGCCGACGACCAGCAGCUCCGUGACCAUCAGCAUGACGACGUUUGCGUCCGACCCGCAAUCGUCAUCCGUCGGCCAUCGACUCACGCCCGGGCCAAGCCUGUUGGUCAGGUCCUGUUAGCACGGCCACAAGACGACGACCCGGAAUCCCGUUUUUUUCCGGACGCCGUCACGGCGAUGACGAUUUUGAUAUAGCGUGUUAAUAUUAUGAGUCGAUUUGGGGGAGGGGGGAAGUUGCAGCAUUCGCCGGAACGACCGUCCGACGAUAGCGACACGAAAACGAAUACAUUUUAGUCAUUUGUCGUUGUCGUUUAAUUUCUUUCUUUUUUUAACAUUUUUUUUUCCUUUCUGAUCGCUACCGUUUUAUUACUGUUUCAACAAUGCACGCGCCAUCAUUGUACGAUUUUUAUGCGAAACGAUCGGAUGUACCCAAACGUUGUGGAUACGAAUUCCACAUAAAUUAAAUUAGUUUAAGUUUUAAAAAAUGUUAGAAAAAAGUCUGAAUUAGAUUAAAAACGAGAGGACACUCGUGACUGCAAACGAGUUUUCUGAAUUACUCGCGUGUACAGUAAUUGUUUAAGUGUUAUUUUGAUUUGUAUCAAAAAUUGUGUCGAAAUACAUUUUCAUUUUCAGUUUGUUUUUUUUUUCUUUUAU
Molecule: messenger RNA, 1670 nt
Organism: Melanaphis sacchari
Lineage: Eukaryota; Metazoa; Arthropoda; Insecta; Hemiptera; Aphididae
Exons: 7
Coding region: 376-966 (196 amino acids)
Source: RefSeq, a predicted model, not a curated record